AUUACUCCACCGCCACCCCAUCAACCCCACUCCACCACCACCAUGCCCCUCCUCCUCCUCCUCCUCCACCUCUCCAUUUCUCUAACCUCCCUCCUCCCUAUACAAAAAAAACCCAUCAAAAUGUCAAAACUCAUAACUCCACUGUUCUAUCUCUUCCUCCAUCUCCAACUCCUCAAUUUCGCACUCUCUCUCUCCUCCGACGGCCUCUCUCUUCUCUCUCUUAAAUCCGCCGUCGACGGCGGCGCCACCGCCUUCCCCGACUGGAACGACAACGACACCACCCCCUGUCACUGGACUGGAAUCUUCUGCACCAACAUCUCCGGCGAAUCCCGAGUUGUCGGAAUCACCAUCACCGGCCUUAAUCUCCGGGGUUACAUUCCGUCGGAGCUUGGAACCCUAGUUUAUCUCCGGCGACUGAACCUCCACGGUAACAACUUUUAUGGGUCCGUACCAGAUCACCUCUUCAAUGCUUCUUCACUCCACAGUUUGUUUCUCUACGGUAACAAUCUCUCCGGUUCUCUCCCUCCUUCUCUCUGUAAUCUCCCUCGGAUUCAAAACCUCGACCUCUCGAAUAACUCGUUCAUAGGUUCGAUUCCUGAUGAUCUUCGAAACUGUAAACAGUUGCAACGGUUGAUUCUAGGUCGGAACAAGUUUUCCGGCGAUUUUCCGGCGGGGAUUUGGUCGGAGUUGACGAAUUUGAUUCAGCUCGAUCUCUCAUCUAACGAUUUCACUGGUUCGAUUCCUGAAGAUAUUGGGGAUUUGAGGUCUCUAUCUGGAACUCUCAAUCUCUCUUUCAAUCAUUUCUCUGGAAAACUUCCGAAAUCAAUGGGUGAUUUGCCAAUGACAGUGAGUUUCGAUCUUCGAAACAACAAUUUCAGCGGCGAAAUUCCACAGACUGGUUCGUUUUCGAAUCAGGGUCCAACUGCGUUUCUCAGCAACCCAUUUCUCUGUGGAUUUCCUCUCCAAAAAUCGUGCCCGAAAAGCUCGCCGGAAACCCAGAACUCGUCGCCGGAAACUACCAACCCAAGUCCCAAAAAACGAUUAAAGUCGAGUUUGAUCAUACUGAUCUCAGUCGCUGACGCAUUUGGAGUUGCGUUUAUUGGAUUAAUCAUUGUAUAUCUCUAUUGGAAGAAAAAAGAUUCUCAUAGUUGUAGCUGCACUGGAAAACGAAAAUUCGGUGGUGAUAGGAAGCCAAUGCUCUGUUCUUGCCCCUGUAUCAAUGGGUUUUCGAGUAAUGACUCGGAAUUGGACUCAGAAAAAGAUGGUGGUGAUGGUGGUGGUGGCGGCGAGGGUGAUCUGGUGGCGAUUGAUAAAGGGUUUGAUUUCGAGCUUGAUGAGCUUUUAAGAGCAUCAGCUUAUGUGUUGGGGAAGAGUGGGUUGGGAAUUGUGUAUAAAGUUGUGCUCGGAAAUGGCGUUCCGGUGGCAGUUAGGCGGUUGGGGGAAGGUGGGGAGCAGCGGUAUAGGGACUUCGCCGCUGAGAUUCAGGCAAUCGGAAGGGUGAAACACCCUAAUAUUGUGAGGUUGAGAGCAUACUAUUGGGCCCCUGAUGAGAAGCUUCUCAUCAGUGAUUUCAUCUCCAAUGGCAACUUGGCUUCUUCUCUUCGUGGGAGAAAUGGUCAGCCAUCAUCCAGCCUCUCAUGGUCAACCAGGCUGAAGAUUGCAAAGGGAACAGCACGGGGCUUGGCCUACCUCCACGAAUGCAGUCCAAGGAAAUUCGUCCAUGGAGAUAUCAAGCCAUCCAACAUUCUACUCGACAAUGAAUUCCAGCCUCACAUUUCCGACUUUGGCCUCAACCGCCUCAUUAACAUCACGGGGAACAACCCCUCCUCGUCUGGUGGCUUCAUUGGCGGAGCCCUUCCCUAUCUAAAGUCCGUCCAACCAGAGCGAACAAACAACUACAAAUCACCAGAGGCGCGUGUCAAUGGAAACCGACCUACCCAAAAAUGGGAUGUGUAUUCAUUCGGGAUUGUCCUACUUGAAUUGCUGACAGGAAAGUCCCCAGAGCUUUCCUGUCCAACCACAUCGACUUCCACAGAAGUCCCGGAUCUAGUGAGGUGGGUAAGGAAGGGAUUUGAAGAGGAGACUCCAUUGUCAGAUAUGGUUGAUCCGAUGUUGCUUCAAGAAGUUCAGGCCAAGAAGGAAGUACUAGGUGUGUUUCACAUAGCCCUCGCUUGCACAGAGGGAGACCCUGAGGUUCGGCCUAGGAUGAAAACUGUCUCGGAAAAUCUUGAAAGGGUUGGAACAUAACAUUCAUUUUGUUGUCAACCAAUAGAUUUGUCAAGUAUUGAUGUUUUUGAUUUUUUUUUUUUUUUGUAAUGGCCAACUGAUCCUUCUCUUUUUCGAGUCCUUGGGCCCUCAAGAACUGAUCGGAGUUUGUCUCUACCAAACAAGGCACAAAUAUUCUUGAUGUUUUGGCAAUUUGUUAUAAAUUUGUUCUCAUUUGAUGUAGAGGGGAAGCUAGUUGAUUUUGUAAUUUAUAAAUACUAAUACCUACCCAGUUGCUUCAAUAUGUGUUUGCAAUAACAUGUAUCAUUUUUUUUUUCUUCA
This is a messenger RNA of Camellia sinensis, 2547 nucleotides long. Its product is annotated as Leucine-rich repeat protein kinase family protein. Lineage: Eukaryota; Viridiplantae; Streptophyta; Magnoliopsida; Ericales; Theaceae. The record is from RefSeq and is a predicted model, not a curated record. Gene Ontology annotation, molecular function: ATP binding; protein kinase activity; protein binding. Gene Ontology annotation, biological process: protein phosphorylation.